Messenger RNA from Haliotis rubra (blacklip abalone), 2239 nucleotides. RefSeq names its product excitatory amino acid transporter-like. The coding region runs from base 80 to 1543 and encodes 487 amino acids. Gene Ontology annotation, biological process: L-glutamate transmembrane transport. Gene Ontology annotation, molecular function: neutral L-amino acid transmembrane transporter activity; glutamate:sodium symporter activity; L-glutamate transmembrane transporter activity. Gene Ontology annotation, cellular component: plasma membrane. The record is from RefSeq and is a predicted model, not a curated record. The transcript has 9 exons. NCBI's taxonomy places the organism in Eukaryota, Metazoa, Mollusca, Gastropoda, Lepetellida, Haliotidae.
UCCCAUUGGGCUGGUUGAGUGCAUUGUGUUCGGAGCUGGCAACCAGUGAAACCUGUUUGGAUAGUGAGUGAAAAACGCAAUGAAGGUCCGAACCUGUCUCCGAAGACAUGCGCUGCUCCUUGCCACAGUCCUCGCUGUGGUUGUUGGAUUCACAGUCGGACUGCUAUGUCGUCAGCUGAAACCUACCCCUGACCUCAUUAUCCUCAUCUCAUUCCCAGGGGAGAUGUUUCUACGGAUGCUGAAGAUGCUGAUUCUGCCUCUGGUAGUUUCCAGCAUCAUAACUGGUCUUGCUAACGUCAACAGCGGGUCAGCCGGUAAGAUUGGCUUGUAUACCAUUAUCUACUACAUCGGUACAACAGUAUUGGCAACAAUCAUUGGCCUCAUCCUCGUUCUCACCAUCAGACCAGGCGAGGUUGCCAACAACAACGUAAUGGCUGCCAGGUCAUCAGGUGAUGCUCCUUCGGCUACAGCCCGGGACGUGUUCCUGGAUUUAGUCAGGAACGUUUUCCCUGAAAAUGUCGUUCAGGCGAGCUUUCAGACAAGUGGUACUGUGUAUGUACAGAAGGCCACAGGGGUAUCACUACAAGAGAACUCUUCAGCUGCAAACACUUCAAGUACCAAUGAUACAUCAUCCGAUCAAAGCAGAGAAGACGUAUGGUCUCCGAAAUCUGUCUACAGACCAGGCAUGAAUACUAUAGGAAUAAUCUGUUACUUCGUGUUCUUUGGUGUAAUCCUUGGUCGCCUUGGCAACAAGGGGAAAGUGGUGCUGCGUUUCUUCACGGUUGUUAAUGACAUUACCAUUAAGAUGGUACUGUUAAUUUUGUGGUAUUCUCCAGUCGGGAUAAUGUUCUUGAUUAUGGGGAAUAUCCUGAAAGUGGAGAACCUCGCUGACACCGCCAAACAGCUUGCUAUCUACAUAAUAACAACUUUGACUGGUCUUGGCAUCCACAUCCUGAUUGUCCUUCCUCUGCUGCAUCUGGCCUUGACGAGGAAGAAUCCUUACAGAAUCAUCAAAGGAAUACCACAGGCCGUUUUAAUGGUUUUUGCAACUGCAUCAAGCUCUGCAACUCUACCCCUAACUAUUCGAUGUUGUGAAGAAAACUUGAAGAUUAACACUGCCAUCACUCGUUUUGUGCUGCCGAUAGGGGCAACCAUCAACAUGGACGGUACCGCCAUCUUCCAGGUCAUAUCGGCCGUUUACAUUGCCCAGAUACGUCAGAUACCGCUACACAUCAUCGAAGUCAUAGUACUAAGUUUAUGUACAGUGUUGGGCAGCGUGGGCGUGGCUGGAGUGCCCAACUCGGCUAUAAUGGUACUGAUGGUGAUCCUGUCAUCUGUAGGUCUUCCCGUCGACGACAUCUCCAUCCUGCUGGCAGUCGACUGGUUCCUGGCUCGGAUGCAGGGUAUGGUGAAUAUAACGGGAGACUGUUUUGCAGCGUCUAUGCUGGAUCAUUUCUUUCCAUACACGGCCGUUGAACAGAAAGUCGUCGACGAUGCCGGGAUCACGGAAAAUGAAGCCUUUCAUUCGAUUACCGACGUAUAAAACGCACAUAUUUCUCUGAUUUUACGUCACAUAUAAAAUGUUAAAAGCAUGUAUGGGGGAAGACCAGGUGAUCUGUUACAUGGGCAUGUGUUGCUGGACGUUUGGAUUUCGUUCGAAUGAUCAGUGUAUUGCACCGUUAAAUCACGAUUGCCAAAAUCUUCAGAUACCUCCAUAUAUCACCCUGCAUUGGUAUGAGACACGGCACGAACCAUUUCUGCAUUUUAACUAUUAACCAUAUGUUUUCAAAAUAAUCGUAAAUGUAUCCGGUCAGCAUGAUCCUUUUGGCGGGACUGAACAGCUAGGACGACACUGGUCAUUGUGCAUAGAAGGGUCACUGGGCAGUACGACCGUGAUGACAUACAGUGUUCCACGUCUUCUCUGUCAAGGCGAUUACCGUGCACGUAUCGCAAAUGACUGCGAUACCUGCAACAGUAAAAACAUCCCCAGAAUGCAAUAACAAAAGAUGAGCACCCCUCUGAGCACAUCUGGGUCAUUGUCGAGAGACGUGGACGCCAACGUCAAAGGCCACGGGCUACGCCAUCCGAACAAGGUCAUCCAUUGCAAGAGGCGUGAACAAGACUCAAUCAGACUGUACUGAUUUUGUAUUGAUUGAUUCAGCAUUAUUAUUGAGGAUUUCCAAUAAACCGUUCCGCUUGAUAUCCAACUUCCGUGAAUACAAUUGGAAAACACUCCUGA